Molecule: messenger RNA, 7918 nt
Organism: Morus notabilis
Lineage: Eukaryota; Viridiplantae; Streptophyta; Magnoliopsida; Rosales; Moraceae
Product: histone-lysine N-methyltransferase ASHH2
Exons: 19
Coding region: 517-7653 (2378 amino acids)
Biological process (GO): regulation of DNA-templated transcription
Cellular component (GO): nucleus; chromatin
Molecular function (GO): zinc ion binding; protein binding; histone H3K36 methyltransferase activity
Source: RefSeq, a predicted model, not a curated record
UUAAUUUUGUUCUCGAAAAUAUUUUUUAUUAUAAUUUCUUUUACUUUAAAAAAAAAACCCGUUUUGUUCACACCCACCAACCGAUUCCAUUCCCCCUCUCACUCGUGCAAAGGGAAGAUUAAAAAAAAAAAGGACAGAAAAAUAUAUAAAAAUAACAAUUACAAAAUAAUCGAAAGUCGAAACCAUAAAAUAAAUUAAAAGGAAAAAAGAAAAAACUCUGCCCUGUUGCAUCCAUCAAUUUCUCCCUUUCUCUCGGCAGAGGAAGUCGGGAGAAUGUGCUUUCUAGGGUUUUCUCUGCGCGGAUUUUUCUUCUGACACAAGCCACAGGUUCUGUUUUUUCUUAUUUUCCUAUUUUGUUUUCGGUUUUCGGUUCGUAUUACGGAGAAGAUUUGGGAAAAGUAGUCGGAUUUAGGGCUUUUUCGGAGGUGGUUUUGAUGUGCAUUGUCCUCCGUUUGGGGCUAAACUCGUGUGGAGCUCGCGGUUGAUCGUUUUGGCUGUUUUCUGAGCGAUGCGAAGAUGGGUUCUUGUGAGAAUUCGGUUGUGGUCGGCGAGCCUUUGUGUGCGUCGAUAUCUGGGCAGCAUUUAUGCGCGGAGCUUCCUCGCCCUUUAGUUGAUUCUAAGGUUGACCUUGCCGGUGCGCCUAAUAGUUGUCCUGACUUGGUCAGCAAUUACGACGAUUCUGGUAGUUUGAGCUCCGGUGAUGGGUUGGUGGGUGAGCGUAAAGAUGUGGAUGGUUUGGGAUUGGAGAGUUUGUUGACGGAUGAUUAUGGGCGUGGUGGAGGUUGUUUGGAUGAGAGUCGCAGUGGCAUUAAUGUGCGCGAAACUGAAAUUGGCGGGGAGUGCUUGCGGGAAGGUAGCUCUGUCAGCAGAGAUGGGUUGGUAGGCGAGUAUGAAGCCGUAGAUGUUUUGCCGUUGGAUGAGAAUCACAAUGUCAUUGAUGUCCGUGUAAAACAAAGCAGUGGGGAGUGCUUGCAGGAAGGUGACUCUGUUAGUAAUGAUGAGUCCGGAGGCGAGUAUGAAGUUGUGAAUGUUUUGGGGUCAGAUAAAUUGUUGGAAAAUGACUCCGCGGUUGGUUGGGGUUGUUUGGAUGAGAAUCGCACUGGUGUCAAUGUUGCUGAAAAAGAAAGCAGUCAGGAGUGCUGGCGGGAAGGUAGCUCCCUUAGCAGAGAUGGGUUGGUAGGCGAAUAUGAAGCUGCAGAUGUUUUGCCAUUGGAGAAUGUGAUGGAAAACAAUUCUGGGCAUAGUGGGGGUUGUUUGGAUGAGAGUCAUAAUGACAUCGAUGCCCGUGAAAAGGAAAGAGAUGGUGAGUGCUUGCUGGAAGGCACCUCUGUUACUAGAGAUGGUUCGGGAGACGAGGAUGAACCUGCAGAUGUUUUGGGGAUGGAUGAAUUGUUGAAAAAUGACUUUGCGUUUAGUGGGGGUUGUUUGGAUGAGAAUCACAUCAAUCUUGAUGUCGAUGAAAAAGAAAGCAGUGGGGAGUGCUUGCAGGAAGGUAGCUUUGUUAGCAGAGAUGGUUUGCUAGGUGAGUAUGAAGCCGUAGAUGUUUUGCCGUUGGAGAACUUGUUGAAAAAGGUCGCCGGGGUUAGUGGGGGUUGUUUCGACGAUAAUCACAAUGGUAUUGAUGUCCAUGAAAAAGAAAGUGGCAGUGAAUGCUUGCAGCAAGGUAGCUAUGGUGAUAAUGGAGAUGGGUUGGUAGGUGAGCAUAAAGAUUUAGAUGUUUUGGAGUUGGAGAAUUCGUUGAUAAAUGACUCCACAGUUAGUGGGGGUUGUUUGGAUGAAAAUCAGAGUGACAUCGUUGCCUGCAAUGCAGAGCGUUGUGGGGAGUGCUUGCAAGAAGGUACAUCAAGAGGCGAGGAUAACCUAGGAAAUCUCAUAGUGGACUGCAAGAUACACACGAAGGUUAUAACUGUUGCUGAUUUGCCAGCAAAUGGUGUUCAGCUGGAUGAGCAAAAGGAUGAAGGUGCCUGUUGUCUUUUCACUGAGGAGAUUAUGGAGGUGAGGGAAGAUAAAAAUGAUCUCUUAGCAAAGGUGAGCAAUGCUUUGUGUCUGCAGGAACCACCUUCACAAGAUCGUGAAAGCUUAGAAUCGCUUCCUGCGAAUGAUGUGCUGGGUAAUAAUCUUGAACAGGAAGAGCAGAAUUUUGAUUGUGUUAGUGAUCCUUCUUUGGGAAAUAUAACUGGGAAAAUUGUUGCUUCAGUUGGGUUGGAAGCUGAUAUGUGCACGGAGAUAUCAGAUCCUUUCCAACGUGGUGAAAUGUCUCUAGACUUUUCACAUUCAGGUGAAGAAGUGAGUAAUUAUGCCUGCGAAAAUUAUCAAAAUAAUUCCAGUGGUUUUCCUAUUGAGAGGGUUACCGAGGCUGUUGGAAUGGAAAGUAAUAUUGAUACGUCCAACCUAGUAUCACUUUCAACAAGUCUUGAGAAUGAGCAUAAGCUUGGGUCUCCUAUGACCUGUGUCCAACAAUAUGAGCAGAUGGAUGAAAAGAGUGGUGAUAGUCCUUCAGCAAAAGGGGUUGCAGAGUUUGUGGAGGAAAAAAUUGAUGUAACUGUUGAUACAAAAGUUGAAGUUGGGGACCAGAUGCUGGCUUUAGAAGAAAAUGCAUGCAAUGAUGCAUCUAGUUCUCUUAAAUCUUGUCAACCCUUGGGUGUUGUUGAUGAUGGGUCUUCUAAAACAUUGGAUUUGCCGCAUCAGCUUGGCAAUAGUUCUCAUGGUCCUAUUAAAUCAGGUAGUACAGUUGACUGUUCUGGAAAAACGGAUGAUGAAGGAAAUGAUAACGAGGGAGUCAAUUGUGUUUCUGAAGCAAAAUCUUGUGAUAUUGCAUCAUCAUCCUCUCAAAAGAAUAGUCGAAGAAGUAGAUCGAGCUGCAAGACUCGAACAAAAAAUGCCACAAGGAAAUGCAAGAAAACAGAAAAAGUAUUAUCUCCAAAUGGAUUAGUCAAACUUACUUUCAAGACUAGAAAGAAGAGAAGUUGUCUGUCCAAAUCAGCUCGUUCAUCUGCUUGGGGAUUGUUGGGAAAUGUUACACAGCUAUUCGAGCAUAGUAAUGGGCUUGAGGUCAUUCAAGCUCCAAAUCAAGGAUCGCAGAAACCAAAAGGUGGCAAAAAAAGUGGAAAGAAAAAUAAGAAUGGGGCUAAUAUAAAAUCAAAAUCACAAGGUUCCAGGAAAAACACUAGUGCUUCAAAUACUAAAAUCCGUUUGAAGGUUAAAUUGGGGAAAGGAGUCAAUCAAACUAUUGUGAACGUCAUGGUUCCCCAGGUUGUUGAUAACUCAACAUUACCUACUGCUGCUAGUUGUGAUGAUGGGACUAACUUGCACACAGCGUCCCCCAAAGCAGUGAACGGUGAGGUGGAUGACUGCAAAAAAUGUGAGGUUUCCAUGCUUUUCAAGUGUUUAAGCAGCAACGAAGAGAAGGCAACAUCUUGUCCAGAUGCUUCUGUUCAGGAUGCUCAGCUUGUUAAUAAUGACUUGGGCACCAACGUAGUCACAGAAAAGUCAGCUCCAGAUGCGGGAGACGAUUAUUUUGGGAUUUACUCCAGUGUGUUGGUUGAAGCGUCAGAAGGAGUGGCUGAAAGUAGAUGCAAAGAUCCGGGAACUUCACCUGAUUCAGAAGUUAUCAAUUUAAUUCCGGAUGCUCAUUAUUCAAGGCCUCAUGAUGAUUUUCAAUGUACGGUUACUUCUCCCAAGGAUCUUGCUGUUCCUAAAGAUCUUACCAGCAAUAAGAGUGGGAAGAAGAAAAAUAAGCGUUCUGGUUUAGGUAAUAGUACGACAGAAGAUAAAUCACCUCUUGCAGUGAGAAUAAACAAAGCUAAACUUUUGAAGCAAUAUGGAAGAAAACAGAACACUAAAAAUGGCAUUUGCCCUGUUGAUAAUCUUACUUUCUCGACGAGUGCAAAAGCCUCAAGCAACUCAUCCAGUGAUAAGGAACCAUCUGUAGUUGAACCAUUGCUCUCACCAGUGGAGACUGCACUCGGAGUUUCUACAGAGGCACUUAAAGUGGAAACUGAUGCAGAAGCUAAAAAACACUCCAACCUGGAUAAUAGCAUCAGUCUGCCAAAAUCACAAAAAUCCAAGAAUUUUCGUCCUUCUCCUAAAGCUAAGGGUCGUAAACUUCCCAAAGGCAAGUCCCAAUGCUCUGAUUCAGGAAUUAAAAGAGUAAAUUCUCGCAGCAAGAAGGAAUCCCAACGUAGUUCUGCUGGUAAAAAGAAGGUCAACGAGAAGUCUGUUUGUGAUCAGGUUGCUUGCAAAGUGGAAAGUCAGCCAGAAGCUGAAAAUCUCCUGGUAGAUGGCGAAGGAAAAGCCAACUCUGGCGAAAAUAUUGCAUCCACAAACAUAUCUAACUUGAACGUGUCACCUGCCGCUCUUGGGGAGCAGUAUUUACCCCCACGUAAUGCAUGGGUUCGCUGUGAUAGUUGUCAUAAAUGGCGGCGCAUACCUGCUGAACUUGCGGAUCGUAUUGAAGAAACUCAAUGCACAUGGUCUUGCAAGGACAACAUGGAUAAAGCAUUUUCUGACUGCUCAACCCCUCAAGAGAAGUCAAAUGCAGAAAUUAAUGCAGAAUUGGAGAUAUCGGAUGCCUCAGGUGAAGAAGAUGCUUCUAGAAGCCGCUUAAACUAUAAGGGGUUGGAAUGCAGGCGUCUAAGAGAUCAGCGAGAGACUCCUACAUGUAUCAGUAUCAGAACUAACCAGUUUCUUCACCGUAGCCGGAAAACACAGACUAUAGAUGAGAUAAUGGUUUGCCAUUGCAAACGACCUUCAGAUGGCCAGUUGGGUUGUGGAGAUAAUUGCCUGAAUCGAAUGCUUAACAUUGAAUGUGUUCAAAGUGCCUGUCCAUGUGGAGAUCUCUGUUCCAAUCAACAGUUCCAGAAACGCAAGUAUGCCAAACUGGGAAAGUUUCAAUGUGGGAAGAAAGGUUAUGGGCUCAAGCUGCUUGAGGAUACACCACAAGGAAUAUUUCUUAUUGAAUAUGUUGGCGAGGUGCUUGACAUGCAAGCUUACGAGGCACGACAGAAAGAGUACGCUCUGAAGGGUCAUAAACAUUUCUACUUCAUGACACUGAAUGGCAGUGAGGUAAUAGAUGCAUGUAUAAAAGGAAAUAAGGGACGUUUCAUUAAUCAUAGCUGUGAUCCCAAUUGUCGGACAGAAAAGUGGAUGGUGAAUGGAGAAAUUUGUAUUGGCCUGUUUGCGCUGAGAGAUAUUAAGAAGGGUGAAGAAGUGACAUUUGACUACAACUAUGUGAGGGUAUUUGGAGCUGCUGCCAAAAAAUGUUAUUGUGGUUCAUCCCAAUGUCGGGGUUAUAUUGGUGGUGAUCCUCUUAAUGGUGAUGUCAUUAUUCAAAGUGAUUCAGAUGAAGACUAUCCAGAGCCCAUUAUGCUUCCUGAGAAUGUUUACGCUGAAGAAAGCUUAAACAAGAUAGUACGCAAACCUAGUUCCUCCAUCAUGAAGAAGACUUCUGAGAGUACAUCCGACCAUAUACAUGAAAGGGAUAAACAAACACCUGCUGUGGUUCAAUCAGAGAUUUCCACGGGAAAAGAGGACUCCAUGAACCAUUCUGUGUCUGCUGUUUCCCAAGUACAUGAUGCAUUGGAGUUGGACUCUAAUGGAAUAUUAUCAUCUUCUGUACAACCUUUAGAAAUUUCCCAACAAACUGAAGAUGUUACCAGUGAACUCAUUUCUACUGUUCGGCUAGAAAGCUCCAUGGUAGAGGAGACUAUGGAAAAAACUCCCAGCUCUUCUGAAAGAUUGGAUUUUACACCUCCUGUUAAAGUGCAUAGCAAAUCUCUAUCUGAUAGUUUUGAGGGUAAAAGGAAGUCCAAGUCUGACACAGCUGAUGAUCAGCGGCUUUCUUCUAAAGCUCAUCCGAAGGUGAAAACUUCUCGCCCUUCCAGUACUGUUAAGAAGGGUAAAGUUAAGAGUGCUCCUCCAAGUACUAGCAAAGUUCAGUUGGCAGUCAACAAACUUCAGGUCCCACCCAAAAAAGUGAUACAAGGUUCUUUUGGGAAUAACUUUGAAGCAGUGGAGGAGAAGCUUAACGAGUUGCUGGAUGCUGAUGGGGGAAUAAGCAAACGGAAAGAUGCCACUAAAGGCUACUUAAAACUUCUUCUUCUUACUGUGGCAUCAGGUGAUAGUGCCAACGGUGAAGCAAUCCAGAGAAAUCGAGAUCUUUCAAUGAUCCUUGACGCCCUCUUGAAAACAAAAUCACGGGUGGUACUAAUUGAUAUAAUCAACAAAAAUGGUUUGAGAAUGCUACACAAUAUAAUGAAGCAGUACAGAAGAGACUUCAUAAAGAUACCAAUUCUUCGAAAGCUUCUCAAGGUCUUGGAGUUCUUGGCAGCUAGGGAGAUUCUUACUUCAGAACAUAUCAAUGGAGGUCCUCCCUGUCCUGGAAUGGAGAGUUUUAAGGCGUCGAUUUUAUCACUGACUGAACACAACGAUAGACAGGUCCAUCAAAUAGCACGAAACUUCCGAGACAGGUGGAUUCCAAAAACUCUCAGGAAACUUGGUUUUGUGGAUAGAGAUGAUAACAAGAGAGAGUUUCCUAGAAGUUCAAACUGCAACAGAUAUUCUGCAAAACAAAACAAUCGGUCUGAUCAUUAUGGGAGAUUUUCAGAAGCAAGCAAUAGUGUCAAGCAAUCAACACCUGCAACAACUUUGGUAGAUGAAGGUAUCCGGGAGGGCUCUUCUGGAUCUUGUGCUGGUGUUUCCCCUACCAGUGGGACUAAAACCCGCAAGCGUAAAAGCCGAUGGGAUCAGCCAGCUGAGACAAAUUCAGUUUUGUUCUCUCUUCCACACAAGGAACAGAAGAUUGAGUCUAAACAGUUUGAGACCCCUGUGCUCCAUCGAGACAAGUUGAACAGAGAGGAAAGUAAUUGUCCUGGCUCUGUGAAUGAUUGUUGUCAGCUUGAGAUGGCCAAUAUAGCACAUGAGGCAAAAAAGAACAUUCUUGAGGAUGUUCCACCGGGUUUCUCAUCUCCCCUUAAACCUCCUCUGGGUUCAUCAGCUGCUUCAUCAACGGCUUUCCAUUCUCAGUGUCCUCUUGACACUGUUAUUGGGUAUCCACAGGAGAAAUUCGUUUCUCGUUUACCUGUCUCAUAUGGAAUCCCUCUCUCCAUCAUGCAGCAAUUCGGAACCCCUCAUACAGAAACAGCAGGAAGUUGGGUUGUCGCUCCUGGCAUGCCUUUCCAUCCUUUUCCACCAUUACCCUCAUAUCCUCGUGAUAAGAAAGACCCUUCGCCUUCUGCUGAGGUCAACCACUUGUCAGUUAAUCAACCUGCAGAAGAAGCGCAACCAGACAGCCGUCUUCCUACCACCAACUCAAAUGAUUGCACUCCUAGCACAACUGGUGACCAACCAGCUACGGACAUUCCAUGUACAAUUAACCGUUAUACAUCGAAACGAGGCAGGGAAUCAUCCCAUGAUUUGGGAAGAAGGUAUUUCAAACAGCAGAAGUGGAAUAAUACGAAAUUAGGGCCCCCGUGGCCUUUGAGAAGAAAUGGAUGGGGAUGCAUGGGAAAUUCAGGAGACGGGACUAGCAGCGUAAGUAUAGGAAACAUAACAAACGAGCAUAUAAGUACAUAUUGUUCAGAGGAUUUAAGUUGUACGAUGGAGAAAGCUGGUAGCAAUUGUUUUCAGCAUCCAGAGCACCACAGUCAACAUUGAUUUAUAGGAAGGACAACUUGUUUUCUUUAUACUUGGUUGUAUUCUCAAUUCUUUUUUGCCCCUUUUAAUGGGUUCUUUCUGAAUGAAUUGCAUUCAAUAUUUGAAUUGGAGUUUAAUCCUAACACCCACUGAAAAAAGGGUUCUCCCAUUUGGUGAUGUGCUCUAAUUGAUAUUGGUCCAUCUAUAAUUAUUUUGUACCAUUCUCACGGGAAUUCAAACUAAUGAAACAUGAUGUCAGAUCAAUGAAUAAGAAAAUUGGCCAAGU